Molecule: messenger RNA, 690 nt
Organism: Phalaenopsis equestris
Lineage: Eukaryota; Viridiplantae; Streptophyta; Magnoliopsida; Asparagales; Orchidaceae
Product: myb-related protein Myb4-like
Exons: 3
Coding region: 1-690 (229 amino acids)
Source: RefSeq, a predicted model, not a curated record
AUGAGGCUUUGCAGCACUCUGGCCAUUCCCACUAUAAAAAGCCCUCUCCCUGCAACAUCUCUCCUUCCAUUAAUUAAGACGAGCAGCAGUGCGGAGAAAUUAAGAAAACUGCACAGAGAAGAAGAGAUGGUGAGAGCUCCGUGUUGUGAUGAGAUGGGCUUGAAGAAGGGGCCAUGGAUGCCCGAAGAAGACAGAAUUUUGGUAUCUUAUAUACAGAGAUACGGCCAUGGAAAUUGGAGAGCACUUCCUAAGCUAGCAGGUUUUUCAAGAUGUGGAAAAAGCUGCAGAUGGUCUGCAAUAGCUGCCAAGUUGCCAGGAAGAACAGAUAAUGAGAUCAAGAACGUGUGGCACAGUCACUUGAAGAAACGUUUAAAUCCUAAUCAAUCCAUGAAGGACUCCAAGCGAAGAAACAGAAACAACUCCAUGAUGGAAGACAUGAAGCUGCAGAAAUAUGCAGAAGAGCCAGGUUGCUCCACAGAAGACUCCAUGGAUUUCCUCCGACACCUUCCAGAAAUUGGUGAAAUUUUAACAUCCGAAGCGCAGACAGAAAGCAACAGCUGGGCCGGAGAGGAAGAAGAAGAGGAAUCUGCAGUCAAAAAUUUCGAUUUAUUGAGAUCGUCAAACGAAGAUGACAUCAGGUUUUGGAUGAGUUUGUUAGCAGAAGCUGGGAAUUUGGAAUGCUUCAAGUAG